Messenger RNA from Symbiodinium sp. CCMP2456, 531 nucleotides. Lineage: Eukaryota; Dinophyceae; Suessiales; Symbiodiniaceae. The record is from the annotation of a GenBank genome assembly.
GUGUUGGGGACGACGCCUGAUGUCAUCCUUGACGAUGUCUUCCACUCCGGCGAACAGUGGAAAUACGAGCGGGGCGAGAUCACCACGCUCGAUCUCCAUCGGUGGCUGUGUGACCGUUACGAUGUCGACGCGAAGCUGGAAGACGUCUGCCAUGCCGCGUCGCAUAUCUUCGAACCGAUUCCAGGGUCGGUGGAGAUCGCCACGCGGCUGCACGCCGCAGGGCAUCGGCUGGGCAUACUGUCCAACACGUGCGAUGCCCAUUGGGAAUAUUGCCUGGAAAAACCGUUUCCCUUCCUGCACGAUCUGUUUCCGAUUCACGCUCUCAGCUUUCGCCUUAGGGCGAUGAAGCCAGACGCAGCGAUCUACGCGCAAGCGGCACAGCUUUGUGGGGUUUCUCCGGAAGCGAUCUUCUUUGUGGAUGAUCGUGCCGAUAAUGUCGAAGGUGCCAAGCGUGCCGGUUAUGACGCCGUUUUGUUCCAGGGACCGCAGUCGCUGCACGACGCUUUGGUGGCCCGGGGCGUCUCUUUCUAA